Molecule: messenger RNA, 897 nt
Organism: Amphibalanus amphitrite
Lineage: Eukaryota; Metazoa; Arthropoda; Thecostraca; Balanomorpha; Balanidae
Exons: 4
Coding region: 36-440 (134 amino acids)
Source: RefSeq, a predicted model, not a curated record
UUCUGUUUCGGUGGUCCUGCCAGCGAGUUUGCAUCAUGAAGCUGUCCGUGUGUCUACUGCUGGCCGUGGUGGCCGCCGUCUCUGCCGACGAGGGCUUUUACCAGCCCCAGUCCGUGGCCCAGUCGGCCCCCGGUGCCUACAAUAAUUACUACGAGCAGCAGUAUCAGCCUACAAGGCGUCAAGGAUGGUUCGACAGACUUCUUGGAGGAUUUGGAGGAUCUAACCGACGUCAGGGCAUCGCGGGCCUUCUUGCUGGAAUUGGUCCGAUCGGCGCGGUCGUCGGCGUCGUGGUUGCCGUUGUUGUUGUCGUCGCUGUCGCCGCGGCCGCCACUCAGCUCAGCCAGUCCGGCAGAGGUCUGGACAAUGACGAGUGGGAGGUGGACCACUCGGUCUGGAUGAACCAGCUCCAGAGGGACUUUGAAGACUCGUGGUCACAGUAAAAUAAAGCAUCCAGGAGAAAUGAUAGGCCAGCCUCGAAUGCAAGAAACAUUUAACGAGUAAACGGUGCUUCAGGGAACAACGUUUUUGUAGACAAGUUUGCGUAUUUGCUCAGAUGAAACGCUUUUCCACAUUUGUUGGCAUUUCUUACUUUUACAGGCUUAAUGCUAAUAGCGGUUCUGAUUGUUAUCUGUGUCGUUAACGUUGUUAUGCGUUUUCUUGUUGUUGUUGUCGCGAGGCUGUUUUCGUGAUACGAAGGACUUUCGAUUUGCAGUUAACCUUGUCAAGGAAGACUUUGUUACUUGCUCAAAUGUGAAUGCUGAAUAGUUAGAUGUCGCAUGCCAUUUAACCGUUGUGUACUAUUUGCAAUUGUUUCCACAUUUGGUGCAUGUUGUCCUACGUCCAACUGUGGUUCACCAAUGCCAUUUGUUUGUGUAAAAAUAAAUGUCUGUAACAUUA